AUGAUCAGAAACAACAAAGAAACAAAUUGGAGACUUCGAAUGCUCUUUCAAGAUAGUGAUGAGCUCGCCCGUGCUGCGAUAGCAACAACAUCUUCGGUUGCAAUCACAAUACGAGAGUACGCAUCGUUUGAGCUUCGAAGUGCCGCAAAAAUAUUGGUUGCCAAUCGACGGACUAUUUCUCUAACAAUUAUCUACGGGACUCCAUCCCCCAACCCGCUUUGA
Messenger RNA from Plasmopara halstedii, 222 nucleotides. RefSeq lists its product as uncharacterized. The coding region runs from base 1 to 222 and encodes 73 amino acids. The record is from RefSeq and is a predicted model, not a curated record. NCBI's taxonomy places the organism in Eukaryota, Oomycota, Peronosporomycetes, Peronosporales, Peronosporaceae. The transcript has 2 exons.